AUGUCUUCAUGGGUUGGAAAUAGUCCUUGCAACUGGACUGGAAGUGCUUGCAAUGAAUUCAGAAGCAUCACUAACAUUAGCCUUUCUCACACUGGCUUAAGAGGCACUCUCUAUGCUUUCAGCUUUUCGUCCUUCCCUUCUCUCCUAAGCCUUAAUCUCAGCCAAAACUUGUUAUAUGGAAACAUUCCUUCAAUCUUAAGUAACCUUUCUAAGCUCAUCUACCUUGAUUUGGCUACAAAUCAACUCUUUGGAAGAAUCCCAUCAGAGAUAGGGCUUCUGACAAGUCUUAACAUACUAAAUCUGGAUGAGAAUCACAUGAAUGAAUCAAUUCCGAAUGAAAUAGGAUCACUGAGGUCACUCAAAGAGCUGCGUUUGGGUGAAAACAGCCUGACAGGUCCAAUCCCUGCCUCCAUAUGGAGCUUGGGCAACUUGACCUUCCUAAAUCUAGGGAGUAAUCAACUUUCUGGAACCGUCCCUCAAGAAGUAGGGAACCUUAAAUCCCUUAAUCAGCUCCACUUGCAAUUCAACAACCUAAAUGGUCCAAUUCCGGCAUCCAUAGGAAACCUGGCCAAUUUGACUGUUUUUGCACUUCUGAGUAAUACAUUUUAUGGAUCCAUCCCUUCAUCUUUAGGAAACUUGACCAAACUCACCUGGUUAGAUAUCCAGCAAAAUCAAUUGAGUGGCCUCAUCCCACCAGAAUUAGGCAAGCUCACAUUGCUAUUCAAGUUAGGGUUGUUUUUAAACAAUCUCAAUGGCUCUAUUCCUGGAGAGCUAAACAACCUUACAAACUUGCAAAAUUUAGGGGUAUCUAGCAACAUGUUAUCAGGCUAUCUUCCUCAGGAAAUUUACAAUGGUGGAGUACUUGUAAAUUUUUCAGCAAAUGACAAUUACUUCAUUGGCUCCAUCCUGAAAAGUUUCAGGAACUGUUCCAGCUUAUACAGAGUGAGGCUUGAUAGAAACAGGUUAACAGGAACUAUAUCCGAAGAUCUUGGAGUUUAUCCACACUUGAACUAUAUUGAUUUGAGCUAUAACAAUUUCUAUGGGGAAAUUUCUCAUAAGUGGGUGCAGUGCCAGAAUCUGCAAAGCUUGAAAAUCUCUCACAGUAGUUGCAUAGGUGAAGCACAGUAG
Messenger RNA from Rosa chinensis, 1128 nucleotides. RefSeq names its product probable leucine-rich repeat receptor-like protein kinase At1g35710. NCBI's taxonomy places the organism in Eukaryota, Viridiplantae, Streptophyta, Magnoliopsida, Rosales, Rosaceae. Gene Ontology annotation, molecular function: protein binding. The coding region runs from base 1 to 1128 and encodes 375 amino acids. The record is from RefSeq and is a predicted model, not a curated record. The transcript has a single exon.